AUGAGCGAUCUGUCGACUUCAGAUUCUUACCCUGUGCCGGACCCCACAAUUGUGGAUCCAACGACAAUACGAAAUGGACAAUGUCCUGCUGCCCAGGAUCAGAACCUGCCCAAAAGAGGGUCUCAGGGCGAUUCCUUCAGUAUGGACCGGGACCAAGAAAUGAAAAUAACAGACAGCGUAGAGGGCCAAGGUCUGCUUGAGAGCAGCAUGAGACUGAAACCCCAUGAAGCCCAGAGCUACCGUAAGAAGGCAUUAUGGGUGUCCUGGAUCUCCAUUGUGGUCACAAUCAUUCUGGCUGUGGCUGCCUUCACCGUUUCCUUUAUGAGACACAGUGCAUCAGCCUUUGGGUUUGCUUUUGAUGCUACAUUAGACGUUCUUUCCUCCAUUAUUGUGUUGUGGCGCUACAGCAAUGCUGCGGCUGUGCAUUCUGCACACAGAGAAUACAUAGCCUGUGUGAUUUUGGGGGUUGUGUUCAUCUUGUCAUCCAUGUGUAUUCUUGGAAAGGCCAUCCAUGAUUUGGCCACUAAGCUUCUGCCUGAAGUAGAUGACUUCCUCUUCAGUGUGUCCAUCGUAAGUGGGCUCAUGUGUGUCAUUUUGGCUGUGGUUAAGUUCAUGCUUGGGAGAGUGUUGACCAGCAGAGCCCUCAUCACUGACGGUUUUAAUUCCAUGGUAGGAGGAAUCAUGGGCUUCUCCAUUCUCAUCAGUGCAGAGGUGUAUCGACAUCACCCCACUGUCUGGUACCUCGAUGGCACCACCGGUGUCUUGAUCGGCCUCAUCAUUCUUGCUUACGGAGUAAAGCUGCUUAUUGACAUGGUGCCUCGGGUUAGACAAACCAGGAACUAUGAGCGUUUUGAGUGA
This is a messenger RNA of Chanos chanos (milkfish), 858 nucleotides long. It is a transcript of the gene tmem163a, whose product is annotated as transmembrane protein 163a. Gene Ontology annotation, molecular function: zinc ion binding. The transcript is spliced from 8 exons. Gene Ontology annotation, cellular component: synaptic vesicle membrane. The record is from RefSeq and is a predicted model, not a curated record. Lineage: Eukaryota; Metazoa; Chordata; Actinopteri; Gonorynchiformes; Chanidae. The coding region runs from base 1 to 858 and encodes 285 amino acids.